Paecilomyces variotii is the source of this 4153-nucleotide messenger RNA. RefSeq lists its product as hypothetical. NCBI's taxonomy places the organism in Eukaryota, Fungi, Ascomycota, Eurotiomycetes, Eurotiales, Thermoascaceae. The transcript has 5 exons. Gene Ontology annotation, molecular function: ATP binding; protein kinase activity; protein binding. The coding region runs from base 292 to 3867 and encodes 1191 amino acids. Gene Ontology annotation, cellular component: centrosome; spindle pole body; cytoplasm. The record is from RefSeq and is a predicted model, not a curated record. Gene Ontology annotation, biological process: mitotic cell cycle; regulation of cytokinesis; protein phosphorylation.
CCACAGUCCACAGCCGUCGCCAGGACCAAGCGGACGCUGGGUUUCGUGGGAUUUCGUGCUGAGGUUUGUACAGUUCGGUUCAGGGCUUUGCAGUUGGCGCAAUCGGAUUCUUCUCGCAGCAACUCUGAUACCCCAAACAUCCUUAGAUCUACUCUUCUGUUAGCCAUAAUAUUACGACCGUCACGACCUUCGUAACCUGUCGCAUUGUGCUUUCCAUGGACCGUCACGCCAGCUCAACGGUUUUGUGACUUCUGAAACAGCCUGCAGGGGGCCUGUCCGCGGUGCCUCGAGAUGGAAGCAUUGUCACCCCGAUCAACCAACUUGCGAUUGAAACCAAAAGCCACCGUGAAUCCACCAAAGCCAGGACCGAGGGCGGCGCCUGCCGCGGCCGCUCAAAGGCCACCACCCCCGAAGCACCAUGCACCGCCCCCGCCGCCGGUUGUAACUGAGCCAGGAGAAGAUGCGGAGAGAUACGCCACGGGCGCGUUUCUGGGGAAGGGAGGUUUUGCGGUCUGCUAUGAAGGAAAGCUGCUGCGCAAUGGCCGGGUGUUUGCGAUGAAAGUGGUCAGGUCGGAGAUGGGCCAGAAGAAGAUGGAAGAGAAGUUCCGGACCGAACUCCAAAUCCAUUCGAAAAUGCGACAUCCGAAUAUCGUUCAGUUCCUUCGCGCAUUCCCCUUUGACAGAUGCACUUACGUGAUCCUGGAGUUGUGCCCCAAUGGAUCGGUCAUGGACAUGGUACGGAAAAGGAAAUGUAUAUCGGUACCGGAGGUCAGAAGGUUCAUGGUCCAGCUCUGCGGUGCGGUCAAAUACAUGCACAAGCGAAACGUCGCGCAUCGAGAUUUGAAGAUGGGGAACCUCUUUCUAGACAAGAAUAUGGACAUCAAGGUCGGUGAUUUCGGGUUAGCAGCGGUCAUCGUCUCCGAAAAGGACGAGAAACGGAGGAGGACACUGUGCGGAACACCAAACUAUAUCGCACCAGAGGUACUCGAUAGGAGCAAAGGAGGACACACGCAGAAAGUCGAUAUCUGGUCAUUGGGGGUUAUCUGCUUCGCAAUGUUAACAGGCUACCCUCCAUUUCAAUCUAAGACCCAAGAAGAAAUAUACAAGAAAGUGAGGAACCUCAGCUACGUCUGGCCCAAGGAUAACGAGUGUUUCAACCACAUACCCGAGGAGGCGAAAACCCUGGUUGCGACUUGUCUCAAUCUGGCAGAAGAGGAGCGACCCGAACCGGAUGAUAUUGUCGAGCAUCCUUUCUUCCACAUGUACAAUGGCUGCAUACCAGCCCAGCUCGAUCCUGCCUGUCGCUUGACGCGGCCCAUCUGGCUUGAGAACGAGAAUCCCCAGGGAGACUGUAUGACGACCGGCUACAGUUUGGCCUAUGAUGAGAAGUACAGAAGCAGAACAGCCUAUCUGGAUGAUCCUGCUCAGCGUUAUCUUGCCUGCAAAGAAGAAUUCUACGCAGAAUGCGGAGUGGGAAGGAAACCUGAUGGGUCCAUACGGAAGUCUGUGGGCAAGAAUUGCAACAAGACCGCUUAUUCGGAGUGCGCUUCGGAGGAUGAAAAGGGACUACAGCCUGUGAUUCCUUUGCCGGAGGACUUUGUCUACAAGUAUCCUCACAUCCCAGAUGGUGAUUGGAGUAUUCCCAAGCUGGGCGCCCAGGACGAGUCUCCGACGACGGAUAGCUUCGAGGAAGAAGAAGAUGACAGUCAAGAGAUGUUUGCUGCCUCCCUUAAAAGUAAUCCAGCAACUAUGGCCAGGACGCAGGCCGCUCUGGCAGCUGCGCAAAUGCGCCGAUUGGAUGCACAACCUCAAAGUCAUGCAGCAACCCUCCGCCAGCAAGCUCUACCCAUUCAUCCUUCUUCCAGGAAAGCUGCUACUCUUCGUGGCCUACCGUCGACGGCCACUCGGCCCAUGGGACCCCCCAGAAGGCCCGAUCCAGAUCCAGAUCUUCCCGUUCCUGCCCCUACAGGCGGGCUUUCAGACCGGCCAAUUCGUGCUCAGCGAGGAGUAGCUGCAUCAUACUCGGCUACCCUUCGUGACCUAGAUCGAAUAGUGGCACCCCCAAUGCCUAAAUCCUCCAGUGUUCCCUCUGGUCUAACUGUCGGCAAAACUCGAGCUCAAUCGAAGAGACAGAUCGAGGCUGCUGACCCUGACUUCGCCCCUGUUCCUCCUCCCUCCGCGCCUUCUCCUUCCAUCCGCUCUCCUUUUAUGCCUCCUUCGAUGCCUUCUCAUUCUCACCGUGCCCCAAGUCGAGGAUCGGACAGGGCACCAAGCCGGGGCUCAGACAGGGGCCCAGACAGGGGCCCAGCUCGAGAAGUCGAUACGGCACCACGCCGAGGGUCUGAGCCGACAGAAACACAUCCGCGGACAGAUAGAGAACGGCCAAGGGUCACCAGAUCUGCAUCACGAUCGGAGAUCAAACCUGUGCCUAAUACGAAAGAAAAUGAUAGGCCAAUGUCCCGCGAGGAAAGACAAGCCAUGGAGCGCCGUCCAUCGACCUCUGAGGAGGAAAACGCCAAUGCCAUAACGCAUGGCAGGAACAAGUCUUCAACGGGAGGCAAGCCGCGAUCGACACUGGGCAUUUAUCCUCUUAUGCAUCCGGAGGAAAAGCCCGAAUUGGUGCAUGGAUCCUCGCCUGAUGAUGUAGUGACAGAGAUCAGGCUCAUGCUCACCAAUCUGGUACCAUAUCCGUCAACUCGACGACGACCUCAACAGUCGGUGCGUCGCAGCCCGCAUGUGUACGUGCUCAAAUGGGUCGACUACACUAAUCGUUAUGGGAUUGGAUAUGUCCUAAAUGACGGUAGUGUUGGAUGUGUAUUCAAGGCCGAAAAUGGUCAACCGGCAACUGGCGUUGUGGUAAGAGAUGGCGAGAAACAUAUCCGCCGUAAGGUACGGUGUCUUGAAAGUCGGGAUGGAAGCUAUACCUAUUCCUAUGUGGACCAAUAUGUUCCCCAAGACGGAAGACCCAUUGAAUUCUACGAGAACUGCGAUUCCGGCCUGCGCGAACGUCGCGGUAUUCGAAGAGUAAUGGUACAGCCGUCAUUGUUCGAAGUUCACGGUUCAGGUAAAAACGGUGUCGGGUUUGCCGGUAUCAAGGCUCGAAUGGAUGCUGGUAUUGACUCUGCAAAGUGCGAUGCCGAGAAGGUCAAACGUGUCAAGCUUGUUGACCAGUUUGGAAAGUAUAUGAUAGGCUCAUUGGGUAGACACGGUGACGAAGGACUCUCAGAUGAUGAUCUUGCAUCGAGACCUAGUUCUGGUGACUACAUCAAAUUUUACCAGCGACUAGGUAAUGUCGGUGUGUGGGGGUUUGGUGACGGUGCUUUCCAGUUCAACUUUCCCGAUCACACUAAGCUCGUUAUCUCCCAUGGAAGAGGCCGAAACUCAUCUCCAUGGAUUGACUUCUAUCACCUGUCCCCCUCUGCGGCGCGCUAUCUCGCUUCCAAGGGGAAAAUGCAUCCGUCCGGAUUCGAUACUCGCGCUGCGGCUUCGGACGAGGCCGCAAUCCUGCUUGCUAUCGCAAGUACUCCGCCCACCAAUGCAGCAGAUGAGCGAAUCCGCGAGAUCCUCGAGGCAAAUGCGUUCAUACAGAAGAUAGACUUCAUCAGGCAGGUCCUGAAGGGCUGGAUCAAAUGGGGUCGACUUGGUGGAAGGCCGCCACCUCGACCGAUGCCAGAUGCCGAAGGUAACCCGCGUAACCGCUAUCCUGCCGAGAUUUUUUGGGAGGGUGUUCAAGAACGCUUAGCAUCUGGCGGUCACGGGGGCAAGUACGUGUGGGUGACAGUCGGGGCUCAAGGCGGAGAUGAGGAGUACGUAUCUGUUAGCUUGAACUCAGAGCCGGCAAAGGAUCCCAGGAGAAAGGAACCAUAAGGGUUAAAUCAGUCUGGAUACGGGUGUUCUAGGACAUAUGGCGGUUAGCGACAAGCUUGGCAGUGCCGGGCCACACCAGCUUUCGCCGUGAUGAACAGGGUUUUAUUUCAUGCAUCAGCAUCUUGAUGGCCAACAUUUGUCGGGCGUUUCUUUGGAAUAUGCGCUUCUGCCUUUAUCCUUCUUGUACAUAGCUCACGACUAUACCAGUGCAGGUUUAGCGGCCAGGAAACGGGAGUAAACUCAUAAUUGCAUCAAUCGCAACAUCUUGAUCCUAUUGCAUGAUUCA